Dictyostelium discoideum AX4 is the source of this 1524-nucleotide messenger RNA. It is a transcript of the gene nle1, whose product is annotated as WD40 repeat-containing protein. Gene Ontology annotation, cellular component: nucleolus. NCBI's taxonomy places the organism in Eukaryota, Evosea, Eumycetozoa, Dictyosteliales, Dictyosteliaceae. The record is from RefSeq and is a predicted model, not a curated record. The coding region runs from base 1 to 1524 and encodes 507 amino acids. The transcript is spliced from 4 exons.
AUGAGUAAUGAAAGACCAAAAACUAAACAAAUGCCCAAACAAAAGUUUGGGUUUUCAAAACCAGAAUAUAUCCCAACAACAGUUGGUGAAGCAAUAAAAUUAGAAUCACAAGAACCAUCAUUAAAUCUAAUUGUACAAUUUAAAAAUAAAGAUAGUGAAAAUGAUACAACUGGUCCACCAAUCAAUAUAUCACAAAAUGUUACAACUGAACAAUUACAAAUGCUUAUUAAUAGUUUAUUAAAUAAUGAUGAACAAUUACCAUACUCAUUUUUUGUUAAUGAUCAAGAGAUUACAAAUAAUUUAAAGAAUCAUUUAGAAGGAUUAUCAGAUGAAACAACAUUAAGUAUUUAUUAUCAACCACAAGCAGUAUUUCGUGUUAGACCAGUUACAAGAUGUGCAAGUUCAAUGUCAGGUCAUACAGAGGCAGUAUUGAAUUGUGCAUUCAGUCCAGAUGGUAAAGGAUUUGUAUCGGUUGGUGGUGAUACAACCGUUAGAAUUUGGGAUAUCUAUACAAGUACACCAACCCAUACAUUAAAAGGUCAUACAAAUUGGGUACUUCAAGUAGCUUGGUCACCAGAUAGUAAAAAGAUUGCAACUGCCGGUAUGGAAGGUGACAUCAGAAUUUGGUGUCCACAAACUGGUAAACAAUUAGGUUCAACUUUAAAAGGUCAUACUAAAUUUAUAACCGGUUUAUCAUGGGAACCAUUUCAUUUAAAUCCAAAAUGUGUUAGAUUAGCAUCAUCAUCUAAAGAUUCAACAAUUAGAAUUUGGGAUACAGAAUCUUGUAAAAAUUUAAUGUCAUUAUCAGGUCAUACAAUGUCAGUUACAUGUUUGAAAUGGGGUGGAGAGGGAUUGAUUUAUUCUGGAUCACAAGAUAGAACUGUUAGAGUUUUUAAUACAACCGAUGGUAGAUUAGUUAGAGUAUUGGAUGGUCAUGCACAUUGGGUUAAUACAUUGGCAUUGAAUACAGAUUACGUUUUGAGAACAGGAUCAUACGAUCAUACAGGUAAAGAAUAUGAUACAUUGGAAGAAGCACAAAGAGUUGCAUUGGAGCGUUAUAAUGAUGUAAAGGCAAAGAGCAAAGGAAUGGAGAUAUUAAUUAGUGGUUCCGAUGAUUUCACCGUUAUCAUGUGGAAUCCAUCAGUUACUAAAACUUCAAUCUCUCGUUUAACAGGUCAUCAGCAAUUAAUCAAUUUGGUUAGUUUUUCACCAGAUGGUCGUUAUUUCGCAAGUGCUUCAUUCGAUAAGUCAAUUAAACUUUGGGAUGGCCAAUCUGGUAAAUUUUUGGGUAAUUUCAGAGGUCAUGUUGGUGCUGUAUAUCAAGUUUGUUGGUCUUCUGAUAGUAGAUAUUUAGUUAGUGGUAGUAAAGAUAGUACUUUGAAAAUUUGGGAUAUUAAAACUAAAAAAAUGGAAAAAGAAUUACCUGGUCAUGCUGAUGAAGUUUAUACUGUUGAUUGGUCCCCUGAUGGUGAUAGAGUUGCUUCUGGUUCAAAAGAUCGUUUAUUAAGAAUUUGGACUGUCUAA